Messenger RNA from Eupeodes corollae, 378 nucleotides. RefSeq names its product vasotab-TY1-like. Lineage: Eukaryota; Metazoa; Arthropoda; Insecta; Diptera; Syrphidae. The coding region runs from base 104 to 331 and encodes 75 amino acids. Gene Ontology annotation, molecular function: protein binding. The record is from RefSeq and is a predicted model, not a curated record. The transcript is spliced from 3 exons.
UUAUGGAACUGUGAAUCUUUAAAGAACAUUUUCCUAUAAAAAGGCUAGCAUCUGUGAAUUUAAAUUAAUCAUUGUUCUUUUAAACCAGAAUCCUGCUUUAAACAUGAAAGUAUUCAUUUUUGUACUUUUUACAACGGCAUGCCUGUUAGCUGUUACUUACGCUCAAAAUAAGAAUUGUGAUGCCAUUUGUUCUGAAAUAUUCAAACCAGUUUGUGCAACUAAGGAUAAAGGAAAAACUUAUCGCACCUUUGGAAACAGUUGUCACUUAGGAAAUGAAAAUUGCAAAACUAAAAAUGCUUAUAAGACCGUUGAUAUAAAAAAAUGUAAAUAGUUGUGUUCAUAUUUUAAAAUUUGAAAUAAACAAAAAUUUAUUGCAAA